ACAUAAGUUGAAAACACACCCGAUCAAGAAACCGUUAUUAAAAUCAACCAACACUAAUAUUGAACAUCAGUUCAAAAAAUAAUCUCGUCGGAAGAACACACGUUCUACACGGAUUCCGAUUCAACUUCGAAUCAUUAUCGGAACUUCGAGAGAAACAGUUCACAAGCAAAGAUAGAAAGACUAAAGCCAUCAUCACAAGGGCAGCGAGGGCAAAACCAAAGGUGUUUUUAUAAAAACCAGGGACAAAAUCCUUGGCCGUACGAAAUAAAACAGAGGACUUCUUAAAUGCAAGGAUAGGUCGAAAAUUACCAGCUUGGAAUAUAGUGCAGCAAGCUAAAAUUUUUGAUUCAACAAAAUAGACUGCAAAACAAGAAAGUAACCAAAAUGGCAUUUAGCAGACAAUUGAUGGACGACUUUCCAGCAUUAUCGCACAUCCCAAAACUCCCAAAUUUUCCAUUCUAUGACAAACUCUCAUCUUCAGCAUACGUACCACCACCACCACACGUUCCUUUACCCGGCAUGUCGGUAUUUUCAAACAAACGUCGUCACAGCGAAGUCGACUUGUCCAUGCCGCCGGUAAAAUUUCAGAAAAUAUCGCCACCAAUUUCACCCAUUGCGCCAUUACCUUCAUCUCAUGAUUGUUCGGUGGAUUGUCGUUACUGCUCAAGCCUGACUAAUUUGGAUAUCGCGGCUUUCUAUUGGUCCAUGUUAGCAAUGCGUGAUUAUCCACAAAUCAAAGCGCACUCUGAAGGUCGAAUGGAUUUAAAAAUCCCUACUCCUCCUUCACCUACAGCUAGCAUCGACUUUUCUAAGCCACCCAGUCCGUCCGGGAGUUUGUCUAGCAUGGAUUCUGAGCCACUGUCACCCACUUCCUCGGUGACAAGUGAAGGCUCAAGCAAUAAUUUGGGUACAAGAUACAAAUGUCAAGUAUGCCAGAAGUCGUAUUCUCACCCACGACUCUUAAAUCGUCACUUGCAGUCUCACACGCCAUAUAAAAAACACCAUUGCCCUCGCUGCCGAAAAGGAUUUAACGACGCUUUUGACUUAAAGCGUCACAUUAGAACACACACCGGCAUCAAACCAUUUCAAUGCCACUUGUGCGACAAAUCGUUCACGCAGAGAUGCUCUCUAGAAGCUCACUUAACUCGCGUACACAACGUUUCGCAUAAGUUCGGCUUCCGUGAACGUCGACCAAAGCUUUUCGUCUGCGAAGACUGUGGUGUCACUUUCCCUGACAAUAAUACAUUCCGUCAGCACGAGAAGGAUUUAAAGUGCGUCAAAAAGUAAAAUACUACGGUAUCGAACAUAAGUGUUAAAUGUCUUAUAUGUUUGUGUUAAAUCCGGUUACUUAGCUACAUAGCCUGAAAAGAAGGGUACCGGAUGCGUUUGUGUGGGUAUUUUCCAACGUGUUCGUGUUUCGUGAUUGUCACUGUAUGUCUGUGAUAAAUUGGAAAAUACUGUGAUUGUAGAUCCCAUACUCCCAAUGUAAAUAUACCCUUAUACCUUUACUAGUUUAUAGUUAAAAGUUUAUAUACAUAUGACAAAUGUGGAACAAGCACCUAGGUUGAGUACUGUAUUUUAUGACUUAUAUUAAGUCUUGUAAUAGUAACUCAACUAAUUUGCCUUUUCGGGCAAGCUCUAUUGUAAUUUGGUAGUUUUUAAGAAUACUUUGUUUUGCCAGCCAACACGGAUAUUGCUUCAUUAAAUUGUUGAGACCUUAAAACAAUAUCCAAGCUGGCAAUCAUGACAAAAUAUUUUUUCAUUACAUAUAUACUAAAGUAGUAUUUUGAUUGGUAUUUUAAAAUUUUAGUGUUAUUGGGUUAUUUCGGUAUGGAAUGAUUCUCACCGUUAGUUCGGCCUGUUUAGGAGGUAACUCAUUAAAUUGGUAUAAAAGUCACAAAAUGACGUUGUCAAGAUAUUGACUGUGCAAUAAAUCGUCACUAUCUUCUGAUCUUGACAGUGGAUCAGGGAAAAAACAUCAAUAGCAUUGUAAACAACGCCUUAACUCUCCUUCGUAGAAUUUCAGUAAUUAAUUUAACACAUUACACACUGUUUAAUUAAUUGGAAAAAUUCGUACGAUGGAGAGCAAUGCUUAUUAAUAAUAGGGUAGCCUUGAGUAACUUUCAAAUUCCCCGCAGUCAUUUUUAGUUAAAUCGGUUUGUGGACAGGGUUUUAUCUUUUUAAUUUUCACAAAACAACGGUUUCUCUGUCAAUCUUUCCAUCUGAAGGAUUAAAAUGGUACCAUUUAAUUUCGUUGACAAAAAUUUAUCUCCAUAACAACGCAAACAAGGCGAUCUAACGGUGGUUACACGAAUAAUCUUAUCUAACCGUAUUGUUCUUUUAAUAAUAUUUUCUAUUUUCCAAAGUCAUUAAAUCUUUUGUACAAACAUUUUAAUUCUGUUUAAAGCCUAUUUGCGAUUCGCUUUAACCCAUGAGCAAAACUUCCAACGGUUCUCUUUAAUCAGAAAAGCAAAUUAUUGACUUAAUGAGGCAAAAUAAGACAAAUCUUUUGAUCAACAGAUGUAUGAUUAUACUUAAAGGAUUAACAUCCCCAUACAUGCUUAUAGUAUGUCUUUUCUUGUUAACACCAGAAAGAAAGAACGCACCUUUGAGUCACCAGACAUGAAAGAAACGCGCUUGCUUUUGUGACGUAGUGUUGUUGUUUUUUCACUUCAAGCUCAUUGAUUCUUUAUAUCGUUGAUUUUUUUGUCGUUUAUAUAUAAAUUAAAAAGUAUUUUAACAAAAUGUGGAAACAUUCUUUAUAGCAGUUCAUUUUUAUACUCUAUGUUAGAGGACAGUUUGGACUUUGUAGUUUUGUAAUUUUUUAUAUAAAAUAUGUAAUUAUAUAUAUGAAAGGUGUACACACAGAGAAGUUGCUACAACUUUGCAAACACAGGAACACUUUUGGCAAUGACGAACAUGACUCGUACUGACAUAGCUGUAAAUACCGUCAGAAUAAAUAAAUAAGUAAAUUAAAAAAUAAAAACAAAUUCGUGACAAUUUUACACACGGUACACGUCACAGAUAGUCACGCCUUAGCUUUUGUUUUUAACAAUGUCCAGUUCAAUGUCCAGCCUUGUUUUUUCAAUUUGACGCAGACUAUUUCCAAAAUACAAACAAUUCUAUUUACUUUUAACAACUAACUCACUGAACAAAUAACAAAAAAAACGACGACGACAACAACAAUGACGAUGACACGUCGGCGACGACAGCAAUGACAUUGACGACGGCAACGACAAUGUCAUUAACGACAACUAUUUUACUACCGUUUGCAACAUCUCUCUGUGUGUUUAUUUUAAUGGUGAUUUUAAUAUCAUUUUUAUGGUAAAGUUUAGCAGGUUAGUUUAUCAGUAACAUAUAUGAACGGGUUUAUAUAAAUAUAAAAAAAAAAUACCAAAAAAAUGAUAAAUUUUUAAAAAAAAUGUUUGAAAAAAAAAGUUUGUAGUAAUUAAUAACAUUUUUGUAACUUUUUAUAUCGUAAAACAUGUAUACUCUGUAAAA
This is a messenger RNA of Hydractinia symbiolongicarpus, 3501 nucleotides long. Its product is annotated as transcription factor Ovo-like 2. The transcript is spliced from 3 exons. Gene Ontology annotation, biological process: regulation of transcription by RNA polymerase II. Gene Ontology annotation, cellular component: nucleus. The coding region runs from base 385 to 1287 and encodes 300 amino acids. Gene Ontology annotation, molecular function: RNA polymerase II cis-regulatory region sequence-specific DNA binding; DNA-binding transcription factor activity, RNA polymerase II-specific. The record is from RefSeq and is a predicted model, not a curated record. NCBI's taxonomy places the organism in Eukaryota, Metazoa, Cnidaria, Hydrozoa, Anthoathecata, Hydractiniidae.